CAACCACUUUUGUUCCUCCUGCUUCAUUGCAACGGGAGAUUAGCUUCUGCUUGCUGUGAAGUGGGGUUUUGUGUGGGUCGUACUUGUACUGCACCAUCUCAGAGGAGCUAACAGAAAGCUGUUAAAAGAGACGAUUUUAAAGCUGAGAGCUUGACGAUUAUGGAAAUUGCAGCCCACUUUUUCAAGAUAAUUCUUCACAGUACUAUCCAACAGGGGAAACUUGAGAUUCCAAGAAAAUUUGUGAGAAAAUAUGGAAAUGGUUUGUCAAGUCCUGUAAUCCUUCAUGUUCCUUCUGGUGCUAAGUGGUCAGUGGAGUUGUUGAAUUGCAAUGGUGAUGUUUUGUUGGGAAAAGGUUGGCAAGAUUUCUCAAAUUAUUACUCUUUGGACAUUGGAAACUUUCUGCUUUUUAAAUAUGAGGGAAAUUGCCAAUUUUGCGUGCUCAUAUUUGAUAAGAGCGCAUUAGAGAUUGAGUACCCAUGUGAGAACAUCUUCAACACAAAGCCAAAUAGUGAUGAUCUCCACAAUACUACAAUCAAAGAAAAUGAAGAUGACACUUCUGUUGAAGCAUUAGAUUUUCCGUCACAGUGCAAGAAAAUGGGGGGAAAAUCAACAUUCCUACAUCAAUCUCGGAAAUUCAUGCAAUCAAGGAGGAAAAAGAAUGAUCAUGGGAAAGUCAAAAGUUCACAUGCAUGUUCAUGGAAUUCUCAAGCUCUUGAAGAUGCCAACAACUUCAUUACAAAGUAUCCAUCUUUCAAGGUUGUUGUGAAGCCAUAUCAUUGGGAUCACAACAAUGUGAGCAUGCCAGCUGGUUUUUUCAGAAGAUAUUUUAAGUGUCAAACACAGAACGUAAUCCUUCAAAUUGCAGACACAUUGUGGUCUGUGAAGUUGAUCCGCCCUUCACGUCGAUGUGCAGCUACUUUAUCUGCUGGUUGGCAUGCAUUUUCUCGGGAAAAUGCUCUAGGAGUUGGAGAUGUUUGUGUCUUUGAACUUAUUAAGAGGAAUUUAUUGAAUGUAUCCAUUUUCAGAUGUGUCAAUUGACAAUUUCGCUAGUUCUUUUUUUUUUCUUUUGCAACUGUUAGAGACAUUGAGAUUAUUGUGUUGUUAGAAGUUUUUGUCUUUAUCUGUACCUUGUGUAGUAAACUAGAGGCAGUCUUGUAAUUCAGUUAUAAGAUGCUUGGCCAGUUAUCUUCUUUA
Manihot esculenta (cassava) is the source of this 1194-nucleotide messenger RNA. RefSeq names its product B3 domain-containing transcription factor VRN1. The record is from RefSeq and is a predicted model, not a curated record. Bases 160 to 1038 code for a protein of 292 amino acids. Gene Ontology annotation, molecular function: DNA binding. Lineage: Eukaryota; Viridiplantae; Streptophyta; Magnoliopsida; Malpighiales; Euphorbiaceae. The transcript is spliced from 4 exons.